Messenger RNA from Helianthus annuus (common sunflower), 885 nucleotides. RefSeq lists its product as uncharacterized. The record is from RefSeq and is a predicted model, not a curated record. The transcript has 5 exons. Lineage: Eukaryota; Viridiplantae; Streptophyta; Magnoliopsida; Asterales; Asteraceae. The coding region runs from base 1 to 885 and encodes 294 amino acids.
AUGGCAUCAAACAGAGGUAUUAUUGAUGGUGGUAAUUGUGAAGAAGGGAUAGGAGUUGAAAGAGAAUUUGCCCAGGGAGAAGGGCUAUUAAACAUAUCCUCAAGUGAAGUAUAUGCCUCAUUAUGUGGUGUCCCUGUGCUUACAACCUGUUCCUUUUGUGAGGAAGCAGGAGGAGUUAAGGCUUUGGGUGGAGAUCUGAACAACUGUUGUGGGGAAGUAGCAACAGUGACAAAAUUUGAUAUUCCUGAAGUUGCUAAAGGCUGGAUAUUGCAAUCAUUUGGGCGGAAGGUGAAGAACUGGAGGGCAAGAAUUAAGGAACUAUACCAUGAUCCGUCUUUGUCACUGAAGGAACAAAUAAGUUCUAGGCCAAAACAAGUGCAAAAAAAACAAUGGAAGAAACUUGUGAAGUAUUGGAAUAAAGAAAAGUCUAAGCUCGUAAGUGAAAAAACCAAGGCGAAUCGGGCAAAGAAGAAGAUGGUUCAAGUAACGGGUAAAAAAAGUUAUGCUCGAGUCCGCGAAGAGCUAAAGGCAUCUAAGGGACAAGAUCCAAGUCGAUUGGAAAUGUUUCGUGCAUGUUUCUCCAAAGAUGGAACUACCAAAAAUUUGGAAGCUUCAAAUGCAAUUGCACAGAUGCAACAACAUAGUUCUAAUCUUCCCGAGGGCUCGAUCGAUAAGCCUGGACCAGAUGAUGUUUUUUCUAAAGUAAUGGGUAAUGAUCGAAAUGGUGAUGCGGUUAUGUAUGGUCUGGGUGUUCGUGCUGCUGAUGUUUGGGGUGUAAUACCAAGUCGUUCAGCAUGUCAUAGAGAAAACAUCCAAUUGAAGUCUCAAUGUGAAGAACUUACUAGUACUGUGGUCCAGUUACGAGCCCAAGUAUCAGAGAUGUAA